GUCGUGUCUUCUCUCGUUUCGCGUCUUCAAUUAUAAUAAAAGCUCGUGACUCUCUUUGUACGUACUAAGUGAUAGACAUUGGAAAUAAUGCGGUUAUUUAGUGAUCGAAUUUUUAGCGAAAUUGUAGUGAUUUAGAGGCUUUCUAGCCGACCGCGUGUAUGUGAGCCCCCACCUCUCGUCUAAGUAGCGUCAUCCAUCAUGGUCGGUGACGUCAGCCGUUGCUAUUGGUAGGGUCGCGUCACGUGGUGAGUUAAUUGAAGGCGGAGUCAGCGCAAGUGGUAUAGUAGGGGAAGAGAAAAAAGAGUCACUAGUGCGUAGUAAACCCCCCACCGUAUAAUCCACGGCACGCUAUUCCGAAAGCUUUUAUCGAGAAGUGAGGAAAAAUUAAUGAUGAGCUCGUUUUUGAUGAACCCGGGGACGGCGUUACCGACGUAUCAGCAACCCCAGCACAUUAGUGGUGUUGUCGUCGAUCCUAAGUUUCCCCCAAGUGAAGAGUACAACCAGAAUAGUUACAUCCCACCCGGAGGAGACUUCUUCGGUAACCACCACAUUCAACAGCAACAGCUCCAGUACGGAUAUCAUAACCAUCAAAAUUACAACUCAAAUGUGCUAAGUAACGGAUAUGGGUAUGGUAAUUACUACCAUCCGCAAAUACACUCCCAUCAUGGGCCACCCAUACACCACCAAAUCAGGCCGCCGAUUUUGCACGACACUCAGCCUAUGUGUGAUAGUUUGCAAAAUUCCCAACCACCAGUUACAAGUUCCUCGAACAUUCUUCAAAAUUUAGCAGACAUUACGCCCAAUGUUACCCCAAAUUGUGAUGUGAAAUCUAGUGUGUGUAGCCCGGGGUCGUGUCAUCAAGACUCAAAGACUUCACCCUCUGGACAACACCUUCAAGAGUUAGGUUUGCGACUCGAAGAUGGCAAUUCCGAUGAGCAAGACGACGGGGAUGACGGCCAAGGAAGUUCAACAAACAACGACGAAGAUGACGAUGAUGAAGAAACCGGAGACAGACAAAUAUACCCUUGGAUGCGCAAAGUUCACGUUGCUGGAGCUUUUUCGAAUUCGAAUGAUUUAUCAGCAAGUAGCACAAACGGUAACUUCGCUCCUGGCAUGGAACCGAAACGACAGCGUACGGCCUACACUCGCCACCAAAUCCUCGAACUUGAGAAAGAGUUUCAUUACAACCGCUACUUGACCCGUCGAAGACGCAUCGAAAUCGCCCACACAUUAGUUCUUUCCGAACGACAAAUCAAAAUCUGGUUCCAGAACCGACGGAUGAAGUGGAAGAAGGAUAACAAAUUGCCCAACACGAAAAAUGUGAGACGAAAAACGAAUCCCGCCGGAGUGACGACGACCACCAAGGGCAAAGUUCGAGCAAAGACACAGAACGCCACUCCGGCUAAUAACAAUGAUAAACGUAAAAGUCGGGAAGUGGAUGGAUUGGGGGAGAAUAUGAUGGAUAUGUCGCUGACGAGGCACCAGAUUUCGUCCAUGGGACACUCACACGCCCAUCCCAUGCACCACGAGAUGAUCCAGGAGACCAUGCACAUGGGGAUGGGGCCGUCGCUAACCCCACUGGCAUCGCCGGGGUGCGGGCCUGGACAAGGAAACCUCCAACCAACAAUCAAGUCGGAUUAUGGACUCACGGCUUUGUAAUCCGAUUUUUGAGGAAAUUUCUUUCAUUCAGUACAAUUAAGUUAAUGUGAAUCGAAACGCCGACAAUAUAAGUGUGAACUGUGACUGGACAAAAGUUUUUCAGGCGAUUUUAUGGCUUUCAUUUGACUCGAGUCAGCGUCCAAAAUACUCAUUGUUGUAAGUUUUUUAUGUCUUUAUUUGAUUUUUGUACUUUGUGCCAUUUAAUAUAAGGAUUGUUUCGUUGUUACCGUAUUUAAUAAACUUCAAAUACAUGUGACUUAAGGUUGUUUAUGGCACAUUUUUUUACAGCACGUGUUGCUCAGGGUAAAGAGUGGACUCGUUUUCUUUAGUCGUAUAAUCUUUUUUUUUUUCAUUUUAUUGUGCAUGUAUUUUUGAGGUUAUUAAACCAGUGUGAUCCUAUUAAAGUAUAAAAGUUCUGUAGGUAAA
This is a messenger RNA of Tribolium madens (black flour beetle), 2085 nucleotides long. It is a transcript of the gene Dfd, whose product is annotated as homeobox protein Hox-C4. The record is from RefSeq and is a predicted model, not a curated record. Gene Ontology annotation, cellular component: nucleus. NCBI's taxonomy places the organism in Eukaryota, Metazoa, Arthropoda, Insecta, Coleoptera, Tenebrionidae. The coding region runs from base 388 to 1659 and encodes 423 amino acids. Gene Ontology annotation, biological process: anterior/posterior pattern specification; regulation of transcription by RNA polymerase II. Gene Ontology annotation, molecular function: DNA-binding transcription factor activity, RNA polymerase II-specific; RNA polymerase II cis-regulatory region sequence-specific DNA binding. The transcript is spliced from 3 exons.